Messenger RNA from Pelodiscus sinensis (Chinese soft-shelled turtle), 3447 nucleotides. Lineage: Eukaryota; Metazoa; Chordata; Testudines; Trionychidae. The record is from RefSeq and is a predicted model, not a curated record.
UUACACAGGACUUCGAGGCCACAUUUAAAACGGGUAUAGUUCCACUAACAUCAGCAGAGAUGUGUCCUCUUACAUGUGUGAGCAGGGCCCUGAAUCUUCCUUCUUGAAACCUACAGAAGAAUAGUUCCAUGCACUUAGUUUAGAUACAGAGGAGUUGAAAUAAAAAAUGUCUGAUGACAUGAGUGACGCAGUACCCAUUGAAGGAAAACCUGAAACAAUGGCAAUGCCUAGUAGUGAUGAAUUGGCUAAUGAUACAGCAGAACAUAGUGAAAUACCUGGGAUCUUGCAUGGGUCUUCCCAAGAUGAACAGAGACAAGUUUCUUAUAAUACUAGUAAUGGACAGGAAGGGGACAUGGCUAUCAAUGAAAAUCCUUUGACUAUGGAAGUAAUUGCAAGUCAGCCUUCCAGCAGAAAGGUGACUGAAAACGUGCCUACUGACUGCAGCGAGUCUGUGAGCCUUGAUCCUGAACCUGGAUCAGAAGUGACACCAAAUGAACAAAGCAGUCCAGAUUUGGACUCCUCUCCUAAAGGAAGUGGAUGGGGAGCAUGGGGAUCAUGGGGCAAAUCUCUGCUGUCAACAGCCUCUGCCACAGUUGGUCAUGGAUUAACAGCAGUAAAGGAAAAAGCAGGGGCCACUCUUGGAAUUCAUAAUGCAAGUUCAAUAUCUUCAGAAGGUGCACAACCUGCCACAACUGAGAGCAAAACACUAGGGAUCAAUUCCGACGAUGCCCCAGAGCAGAGCUCCACUGGGGUUUCACCCUCUUCUCCUUCAUCUGGAUCUCGUGGGAUGCUGUCAACAAUCACCAAUGCUGUACAGAACACAGGAAAAAGUGUCUUGACUGGUGGUUUAGAUGCUUUGGAAUUUAUCGGCAAGAAAACUAUGAAUGUCCUGGCAGAAGGUGAUCCUGGAUUCAAGAGAACCAAAAUACUGAUGGAAAGAACAGUUUCCUUAUCUCAGCUAUUGCGAGAAGCUAAAGAGAAAGAGAAGCAGAGAUUGGCUCAGCAAGUUACAGUUGAAAGGACAGCGCAUUAUGGGCUACUUUUUGAUGAGUUCCAAGGUUUAUCUCAUCUUGAAGCACUGGAAAUUCUGUCAAAUGAAAGUGAAGCCAAGAUUCAGUCAUUUUUAAUGUCACUUAGUGGAGAAGAGUUGGAAACUGUGAAAAAUGACUUAAUUUCUAUUAAAGAGAUCUUCAUUCCAAAGGAAUCAAACGAUGAAGAGGAUCAAGAGAAAAAAGCCAACAUGGGAGAAGAGUUUGUUAGUAUGCUUACUGAGCUGCUAUUUGAAUUGCAUAUUGCUGCCACUCCUGACAAACUUAAUAAGGCAAGGAAAAAAGCUCAUGACUGGCUGGAAGAAACCAUUUUCAGUCAGAAGAAAAGAAUAGAGGCUGAAAAAAAGACUGAUCAAGGAAGAAAAGAAGAUGGUGAUGAUGAUAAAACAGAAAAAGAAAAGAGAAACAGAACUGUGGAGGAAAUCUACAUGCUGUCUAUUGAAAGCCUUGCUGAGGUAACAGCUCGUUGUAUCGAACAGCUUCAUAAAGUAGCAGAAUUGAUUCUUCAUGGGCAAGAAGUGGAAAAGACAGCCAAGGAUCAAGCAAAAGUUAUGACAAAUUUAACAAGUGCCAUGUGCAAUGACGUGUUGUCUUUAUCUAAGAAGUUUUCUGAUUCUUUAACUGUAACUGGGAGCAUGAAGAAGGCAGAGAUUCUUAAUCCAAUGGUCAAUGGUGUGCUUUUAGAGGGCUGCAACAGCACUACUUAUAUUCAGGAUGCUUUCCAGCUGUUGCUUCCGGUUCUUCAGGUUUCACAUAUCCAGACCAAUUGUUUGAAAGCACAACAAUGAGUUUCUCAGCAGUUGUCAUCACCGUGUGUAAAAGAAACAACAAGCCUAAUCUCUUUAAUGUAUGCAAUUUGAAGAGAUGGCACAAAAGAUGUCUGGCAACUGAGGGGCCUUUUGGGGACACUAAAGGCAGUUUUGCACAUGCAGUACUGAAAAAUAUUUGAGAAAAAUUAAUUAGAUGUCCUUUAACUUGAUACAAUUACAGUACUAGAAUUGAUCAUUUAUUUUCAAGUUAGUAUAUAUUCACAUUAAUUUAAACUGAAGAAGUGUUUGUUGAAAUUAGUAUCAACUUCAAUACGAAGAGGGUUAUUAAUAUUGACACUUUUAACUCUAAACAAUUACGUCUGAAGGAAAUUUGAAAAUAAUGUUUUUUAAACAUUUUAGUCCAGGUGCACCAUUUCAAAAUUCCACAUUUUAAUUCUCAAUUUAAAGUGUUUACUUUUGAAAGUUAGUUUCUGUAUUUAACCUUCAUUAAUUCUCAAGUUAACUGGGCAAAUUAAUUCUGUUCUGAGUGUUCCAAUAUUAUUUCUUCAGUGACAGUCUGAUAGUAAUUCUCUGCACUCAUAAAAUGCUUUGUGUUCAAAGAGCUGUACAACAUUAAGCAAACCUCAGCUAAUUAAAACUAUGAAAAAUAUGCAUAUCAGACAUGCUGAAGUGAAACUGUCUGAGCCAGUUAAGGCAUAGGCAAAACUGUACUUGUGCUGACCCAUAUUGUAUAUUUAUUGUAUUUAUGCCAGUCCCUUUACUCUGAUUGGCCAAAAGACAUUAUAGGCCAGAGUAGACUGAUUUGCAUAAUAAUCAGAUAAUCAUUUCCCCAGCUGCACAGUAAUUAAGCAAAUCCCUUCAUUUUGGUUGGCAGUUGCCCUUGCAACUUUCACAAUCUGUGCACCCAGAACAAAUGGAUUGCCUUGUCUUCUCAGCUUUUUCCUCCAUCUAUCAUUUAAUCUAAAUCUGGAAUUUAAAUGCAGAUUUUUCAUAAAAGAGAAUACUGCUAGGGUGGAAUUGGAAGAAAGUUUUUAGGGAGGGUUAAAGAAGAUGAGAAGGAGUUAUAAAAAGAUUGAGUUAGGUGGAGUGAUGAGGUAGGGAGAUUACAAGUUAAAAGCAUGUUGUGGGAACGUGGAAGAUGAAUUCUGUGCACACAAAUAACCCGAGAGGGUGGAAAGCACGUUUCAGUAGAACAGUAAUUUAAGGGUUCUUCUGCUAAACUUGGUGAUAGCUAUAUUUUGGGAUUAAUAAAUUCCCAGCUCUUUAGCCUCAUAGUUUAUUUUGCCCAGGUUAAAAUUAUUACCUCACAACUCUAGAACCCUUCAUUUAUUUAAGUAGCCAGUUCUGAAUUGUCCUUGUUUAUUAUAUUUCUCUGAGCUACAAUGUAAUUUGUCAUCCUGAUAUAAUGAUGAGUGCUAUUUAAAUAUUGUAAAAUUGUAGCUAACAUCUGAAUAUAUUUAACCAUUCAAGCAAUGGUCACACAUAAACAUAAUCAGAAUAGAAUAGUAGGAAAUGUUAUAAUUGUAUUUGUUAGAAAUGAGAAGCCAUGUAUCUGCCUAGACUCAGGGUAUGUCUAGACUACAUGCCUCUGUCGCCAGAGGCAUGUAGAUUAGGCUACCAGACAUAGG